CAAUUUUCAAAUAAAUUGAAGAAUCAAAGGAAAUGUGUUGUGCACGUGUAAUUUUUCGGCUAAACGAAUAUUAAAAAUGGCAAAUUUAAUGGAAGUAUUAAUAACAUGUGAUUCUAAUAACACAUUGUGGACUUGUUGUGUAUGGGAUCCACAUAAUGGAACAAAUUUAAUGACUUACCGCGGCGGAGGGACAGCCGAACCUCGAACUCUUUCAUUUAUUGGAAAGGAUUAUUUAGCAGCAGUUGAAAAAACUAAACCUAUUCUGCACGUUUGGCCAUUAAACUCACAGCAGCCCUUGCAGGGUAUUCGUUUUAUUUUACCUGGUAAAGCGAGUUCUUUUGCGGUAUCGCCGGAUGGCGCUUAUUGUAUAGCGGGCAUCGAAGAAAAGAUAUAUUUAUGGCAAAUAUCAUCAGGAAGCUUACUCACAAUAUUAAAUCGCCACUAUCAGAGAGUCAAUCACUUAAAAUUCACAUCAGAUGGUCGAUUUUUUGUUUCAUCUGCUGAUGAUGGAAUGGUUAUGGUUUGGUCAUUAGCGGCUGUAGCUGUUAACCUCCAAAUAGAAUUAGUAACACAAUCAAUGGCUGGACAGCAUGAUCCUGUUUUUAUAUUUUCUGAUCAUUCUUUACCAGUCACAGACCUGUGUAUAAGUAAGAUGGGAAUGCAUGGACGUCUGUCCUCAGUAUCGAGUGACAGGACUUGUAAAAUUUAUGAUUUAUCAUCAGGGGAACUACUGUUGAAUUUAAUAUUUGAUGAACCACUAUCAUCUAUUUGUCUCGAUGUAUUAGAACUAAAUGUAUUUGUUGGCACAAUUGAAGGUAAAAUAUAUAAAUUUUCACUCACUAAUCCACCAAGAAACAGAGAUGUGUUGAUUAAUGAUAUUAUGAAUGCAGUAGUGUUCUCAUCACAUACAAAGGCUGUGAAUUGCUUAUCAGUGUCAUUGAAUGGAGAAAUAUUGAUGUCGGCUGGUUAUGAUGAGCAAGUAAUUCUGUGGCACAUAAAAAGCAGGCAACCAGUUAGAGUUAUUAAACAUAAAGGUCCUAUAACAAAUGCAUUCUUCUCACUUAAUUAUGAAAAGAUUUAUCAGCAGGAAUUUUUGCCACAGACUAUUAUUCAUAGCCUUGAAAGAACAUUGGAAAAGGAUAGUGAUGAUAUGAACGAAAUUGAAAUUUUGGUGAAUAAGAAGAUUGAGUUUUGGCCACAAUUUGAAGAAGUGUUUGAAAGUCGUACUCAAAAUACAGAAACUACAAUUAUACAUAAUAAUCACAUAAAAAGUCCGGAGUUAGAAGAUGAACUGAAAAAGUUAAGGAUAAUUAACAGUAACUUGUAUAAAUUAUCUAUAGAGAAGGUAAUAGCUACUAUUCCAGUUGCCAAUAAAUCAAAGAAAAAAAAGAAAAAGAAACAUUAAAUUGAUAUUUAUAAUAAUUAUAGCUUGCAUUUUUACUUAAUAAUCAUUGUUUAUAAAAAAUUGUGAUAUUUUUUAUGUAGGGAAAUACCUGCAGCAUAAUAAUGUUUUUUCUGAAUCUGGACUAUGUGUCUAUUUAACUUUGCAAUAUUAUUUGAGUAUUUUCCAAGCAAGAGUUUAAAUAAAUAAAUUUAAUCAAGCCAGUGAAAUUACUAUGAUUUA
This is a messenger RNA of Leptidea sinapis, 1624 nucleotides long. RefSeq names its product WD repeat-containing protein 18. Gene Ontology annotation, molecular function: protein binding. Gene Ontology annotation, biological process: rRNA processing; DNA-templated DNA replication. The record is from RefSeq and is a predicted model, not a curated record. The transcript has a single exon. The coding region runs from base 77 to 1405 and encodes 442 amino acids. Gene Ontology annotation, cellular component: nuclear pre-replicative complex. NCBI's taxonomy places the organism in Eukaryota, Metazoa, Arthropoda, Insecta, Lepidoptera, Pieridae.